Messenger RNA from Pelmatolapia mariae (spotted tilapia), 3239 nucleotides. RefSeq names its product plasmalemma vesicle associated protein b (gene plvapb). Lineage: Eukaryota; Metazoa; Chordata; Actinopteri; Cichliformes; Cichlidae. Bases 1161 to 2369 code for a protein of 402 amino acids. The transcript is spliced from 9 exons. Gene Ontology annotation, biological process: regulation of vascular permeability; positive regulation of cellular extravasation. The record is from RefSeq and is a predicted model, not a curated record.
GCUUGUUGAUGCCCGCUGAGCUGCUUGGUGUAUUUGAGAAACUGUUGAUCUGCUGGGAUUUUACUGCACAACCAUCUCUAGUGUUAAAAAAGAGGUUUUAUUUAUGUAGUGGCAAAUCACAACUGUUACUUUGUACUGUAAGGUCAAGACCGUACAGUAAUACAAAGAAAAACCAGAGCGCUUCAACCAACGUUUGUAGAAGAGCAUCUAUGAACGACUGUGGCAGAUGGGCCCCAGCAGCAGGAGGCCUCACCUGUCAACAGGAAACUGAUGAUCAAAAUUGGACCACAGAAGAUUAGAAAAAUGUUGCCCGGUCUGCUGAGUUUUGAUUUCUGCUGCAAAUAGCAUGAAAUCAUGGACCCAUCCUGCUGCAGCCCAGCCUGGGUGUUGUUGCUAGGUCCAUAUCUAUGACCGCAGGGCGCUGUGAUGCUGUCGCGGCAAUAUGGACCAAAAUCUCUGAGAAAUGUUUGCAGCAUCUUGUUGUUUCUGUGCCACAAAUUAUUAAGGCGGUUCUGAAGGCAAAAGUGGGUCCAAACGUUACCUCCGGGGCAUAAUGAAGUGAUUGCUCGCUUAUUUUAAACCCUAAUUUAAGGUCAUUUAAUAGAGUUAGUAGAUUCCACUACAGGAGAGCAUGCAGCCACAGUCCUCUGCAAAGGCGACUUCUUUAGGCAGCGUGAGCACAUUUUGUUAGAACUGAAGGUUUUCUUACAGUUUUUGUUGAAAAGCUGUAAAUUUAUUUAUGUCUUGAAGAUCUUUAAAUAUAAUUCCCAUCACACCAACUUAUUUUUGUUUCAAACGUUCCAUGGAAAGUUUCUGAUAACUUGGGCAGCUUUGCAGCAGGAGGCUGUCCUGCGACAGAGGCUGAUUAGGGACGGGAGGGGAAGAGGCAGGAGAGGUUGGGCUGGGAUGGGCAGGAAGUGUGCCUCUAGCACCAAUUAUAAACAUGACCCUUCUGGACACCUAAGGGUCAUUGUUUACGUCCAUCACUGCCUGCCACUUGUGCCUGUCUGCUUCUUCACGUCGGCAGUGCUGCAGAGCUGUAAAAGGCGAGCAGAAGACCGGGAAACCAUCACCUCACUGCACGCUCGACUUCUUCCAUCUUCCAGAGGGGAAUACUUGCGGAUUUUCUUUAUGGACAAAUAAUUUCUCUGUAGUCAGUCAUGUACAGCUCCAGCUGCUCUCGGGCCAAACUGAGCCCAGAGGUAAGGCACCUGAACAAGUCCAAAGGGAAGAGCUGCGGCUACUACAUGAGGAUCGUCUUCCUCUUUUCUUCUCUCAUCCAGUCGCUCAUCAUUGUCAGCUUGGUGCUUUUUGUCAUCUAUGGACAGCCGGAGAAGACUGCAGCAGAGAAAAGGGUCAAGGAGCUGGAGCUGGGCUUCAAUAAACUGAGUAACAACAACAUCGACCUGAGGAAGGAGAAAAGUAAGAUGGAAGCUCAGCUGAAGGCUCGCGCUGAGGAGAGAGCAGCUCUGGAGAAAGAGAUGGCGAAGCAGAAGAUUGAUGCCAACAAGACGGAGCAGGAUUUGAAGAAAAAGUCUGAGGACUGCAACAGGUUACUGAACCUAGCACGGCGUCCCCCCCCUCAGUUACAGCCCCCUCUUAUGGUCACUAGAAGCAGCACGAGCAGCGAGCUGAGUAAUCUGAAGAGACGCUACGAUCAGCAGGAAGCCAAGCUGGACGUUGUCAACUCAAACUUCACCCAGACGGUGCAGAAUCUGCGGGAUGAGUUAGACAGCGCCGUCAAAGACCGAACGCGCCUCAACGACGAGGUGGUCAAGCUGCGGCGUGACAACACCUUUCUCAGGGAGCAGCACGCCUUGUACACCAGCAAGUGCAAAGAGGACUUUGCAAAUUCUCUAGAAGGCAUCACGACAGUGACCAGAGGAUUCUUGGACCGGAUUAACAAACUGUUUCCUCACCAGCUCACCUUUCACCUCACCUGCGACAGCCAGCGGGAGCAUAUGGACAAGAUAAAAAACAGCUGCACGAACCUGUCCAGAGACGUGGAGAAUAAGUUCCAGGUUUAUCUCGACAAUGUGGGGAAAAUGGUGUCUGAAAUUCAAGAAAAGUCCAGUGAGCUGGAAGUGAAAAACAAACACUUAAUCUCCGACUUCGAGGAGUGUCAACGCAAUCACUCAGAGUUUGUUGAAAAAACUUCCAAACAGUCGCAGAUCGCACAAAAAGCUCAUGACGAUAAGGUUGAGAAAUUACUGCGGGAGAAGGAAGAACUGAGACAACAACUGUCCAAUAUGAAGCCCGGUGCUAAACCUGCAGGCUUUCAGGCAUCCUCGCUGCAGGGCAGACACACUCCAACUAACUGGACUUCUGUAGGAACGACCGGCAUCUUCAAAGCUCCAACGGUGAAAUGAAAUAAUGCGUCCUGAUGGUCACAGAGAGAGGAGAGCGGCAAAUCCAGCCCACAGCGCUCAGGACUUUGUUUUUUAAAGCAUGUGUAUAUACUAGAGUGUGCAGAUACUUUGCCUCCAUAUAGUAACUGCAUCAUUAUGUGUUUUUGAACUUCUGCUGUGAAAGCAUGUUUGUACCCAGGUAAACGUAAGAAAUAGGUGUACAUAUGUCCUUUUGUGUGUCUCUCUGUGCAGGUAGAAAAACUGACUCUGGAAAAAUACUUUUGUUUGCUGUGAAACGAUGAAAUUUAGUCCCGCUGACAUUAAAAAUGUAACAAAGACUCAGACACGGCUUCAGGCAGCAGCUGCUCACUUGGCUGUGAUAAACAGACUAGUCUUAAAAUAGCAACUGCUAAGUUUCCCAGUGGCUGGCAGGUCUUCACAUGAGAUGUUAACAUAGCCCGGAUGACAGUACAGAUGUCCAUUAAGUCAUAAACACGUGGUCACGUCAGCCGAGUCGCUCGAAGUCGUAAACACUGGAUGUCAAAAAGAGAAAUCAUGAAUUCGACUGAAAACACUUUGUUUUUAUGAUCAGCUUAAAGAAAAGAAAGAAAAACAGCAAAACAGCUGAGUCUUCAUGAACUGUCAUUUUCCAGUUUCGUUGCUGUUUUCAGGCUUUACUGCUUCCUUUUCUUGUCAUAAGCACAGGUCGCUGAGCACGUCCAGCCUGUGGCAGGAAACAGAAGUCUGCUUUUAUGAUUAUUGUGGAUCCGUUUGGACAUGAAAAAGAUGUCAGGAAAACAACACAAAUACAAUGAAAAGUCGUGUUAUUUGGUUAUCUGGAAGACUGUUUCAUGGCUACUAUUUAUGUAAAUACUGUAUAUUUAAUAAAAA